AUGCCCCAUUCGUUCCGAGAGAUCGCCUUGUUGGGCCAGAACAUGGACAAGCAGGAAUUAAUCCACAGCAACAACCACUCGGCAUUCGAGUUUUUGGAGUCGACUUCUUCUGAAUUUUUAGUGGAACCCGGCGGACGGCACGAGGUGCUGGAGUGGUGGGAGUGGAACCGCAUGCCGUUACCGCCGGAAUUUGAAGGAUACACCGAAUCGGAGAUGCGAAGGGCUUUCGACGCUGUGCCGAAGGAGGUCGACUUGGCUCCCAAUGUCGAGAAUUAUCGCCAACGGAUGCAACAACUUGAUUCAAAUGUGGAUGGAGAUGGGAGAGGUAUGACUGAAGCGGGCAGGAGAAGAAAAGACGAAUAUGACGCCGGGUUGCCAGGUAAUUGGGAGGCUAGUCGCAACAUUAAACUGCGC
This is a messenger RNA of Mesorhabditis spiculigera, 414 nucleotides long. NCBI's taxonomy places the organism in Eukaryota, Metazoa, Nematoda, Chromadorea, Rhabditida, Rhabditidae. The record is from the annotation of a GenBank genome assembly.